Molecule: messenger RNA, 1014 nt
Organism: Cladophialophora yegresii CBS 114405
Lineage: Eukaryota; Fungi; Ascomycota; Eurotiomycetes; Chaetothyriales; Herpotrichiellaceae
Exons: 2
Coding region: 1-1014 (337 amino acids)
Molecular function (GO): hydrolase activity
Source: RefSeq, a predicted model, not a curated record
AUGGCUGACGACGGACUAUCACCAUGUCGACUUGAUCCUGCCGUAGAGGCUCGAUUGGAUCCGGUAUACCUGGAGUUCUACAACACCCAUCUUGCGCACAGGAAACCGGUAUGGCACUGCACAGUCACCGAGGCUCGAAAUCAGGAAGCCCCUCCACAAUCGCAUAGCGAACCGCUCCCCGUCGGCAAGAUUCUCGAAUUUUCAAUACCCCGAAGGGAGACUGCUGGUCCAGACGUUCAUGCCGUCUGCUUGGUUCCGCCAGGCGACGCGCCCCGCGACGGCUGGGCAGUUGCGCUCUAUUACCAUGGCGGAGGCUGGGUCUUCGGGCAGGCCGAUACCGAAAUGAACAUUUGCAGUAAUAUGUGUGUCCGGUCUCGCGCAGUAGUAAUAUCUACAAACUAUCGGCUUGCGCCCGAGGACCCCUUCCCUGCCGCUAUCCAUGAUGCAUGGGAGGCGUAUCUGUGGACGGUAUCGGAAGCACAGAGGGUCCUCAACUUGGACCUGCGGAAAGUGGCGAUUGUUGGCACGUCCGCUGGCGGCAAUAUCGCCGCCGUCACUGCUCAGAAGGCCGCAUCGAGGCCGCAGCCUGGCGUGUCGCUAGUCUUGCAGGUCCUGGUUGUGCCUAUAACAGACAACACAGCAACCCCCGAAUCCAGUCCUUCCUGGAAGGAGUUUGAAUUCACAGCCCAGCUCCCAGCGGCGAAGAUGCUCUGGUAUCGGAGCUAUUAUUUGCCGAACUUGUCAGAUUGGGCGUCUUGGAGCGCAUCCCCCCUGCUGGCUUCAGAUGAUGUCUUCAAGACGUUACCACCGGCGUAUAUCGUCGUCGGAGAACUGGAUCUGCUGAGACACGAUGGGGAGGAAUACGCCAGGAAGCUAAGUGCCAAUGGCAUCCCAGCUAAGGUGAAUGUCGUGGCAAAGUUGCCACAUCCUUUCCCGUCAAUGGAUGCGAUCCUGGAGGCCGGCAGGACGGCCAUCACCAAUAUAUGUGAUGAAUUGUGUGCAGCAUUUGCUUGA